UCGGGCCGCUCCGCUCCACGCGGGGCAGCCGAGUCACUGCCGGUGCGGUGCCGGUCCGGGUUCGGGUCCGGGUCUGCGCCGUCUCUGCCGGUCCCGCCGCUCUGCCGGUUCCUCUCCGCGCCGUGCUGCCGGCACCGGGACCCAGCUCCCCUCUCCUCUUCAGCACAAUGGCCUGCCAAGAGAGCGAGUACCUGGAUGACCAGAAGAAAUGUGUCCCCUGCAGAAAGUGCAUGCCUGGGCAGGAGCUUUCCAAGGACUGCGGCGACGGCAGCGGCGGGGACGCGCAGUGCGUGGCCUGCCCGCCCAGGAAGUUCAAGGACCGCUGGGGACAUCACGGCUGCAAGCCCUGCCUGUCCUGUGCCCUCAUCAACCGCCUCCAGAAGUCCAACUGCACAGCCACGGCCGACGCCGUCUGCGGGGAGUGCCUGCCGGGGUUUUACAGGAAGGCACGGAUCAGUGGGCAGCUGGAGUGGGAGUGCAUUCCCUGCACCAAGCAGACGCCAUCCUCCGAGCCACAGUGUCGGUCUAGAACAAACCUGGUGAAGGUCGCUGUCCCUACUGUACCACCACAGGACACAGCCCUUCUUGCUCUGACCAGCAGUGCCCUGGUCAUCAUCGUCUUGGUGCUUCUGGCACUUUCCAUCAUCUACUGCAAGCGAUUCUGGAAAAGCCAGUGCCAGAGAGUCUUCCUGAGGACACAGAACUUCUCAGGCCAGCGAGCAACGUUCCCGACUGCAGCCACACCCGGCAGGUUCCUGUGUGAGGAGCAGAUGUCUGGACCAUGCUGCCUGGGCGUGAAGAAUUUGAGCCCUUGCUACAGGCAGGCAGAAGGCCCCGUGGAAGCGGUGCAGUUCAUUUCGGAUGGGGAAGCCGUGGGUCUCCAGCUCCCCUCUCUCCAGCCAGAGAUGGACUUGCCACCAGCCACUGCAGUCAGCACUGCCUCCAAGGCCCAGCUGGGCAGGAGCCUCCUGGAAAGCCAGCCCCUCAUCCGAACCUCGGGCCACGGUGACUGCCUGGACGGGGUCCUGCCGCCCCCCACCCCCAGGCAGGGCCGGCCAGGCACGGUGGAGGCCCUGGCCCCGCUCUCCUCCUGUGCCUCCGAGAUGCAGCACAAGUGGCCACAUGCACCCGUGGAGUGCACUGAGCUGGACCUCCAGAAGUUCUCCACCCAGGCGGAGUUUGUGGGCGGUGAGCGGCUGGAGGAUGCAGCAAGCCGGGCGAUGAAGAGGAUUCCAGCAGAGAGCGGUGCUGUGGUGCAGGAGGGGGCUCAUCACUUGCCCAUGGCCGAAAUCCCACCCGGGGAGCAGCCGGUGGAUGAUGCCCAGAGCCUGGUGACUCAGAUCAGCAGCACGGCCAAAGGUCUCCCCAUAGCAGAGCUGCCCCAUUCCUUGGUGCAGUCGCUUGCCUUCUUGUUGGACCCUUCCUUGAACGGUGUGAAGAACUUCAGCCACGUGGCACUGGAGCUGGGGCUCAUGCCCCAGUUGCUGGGACGGAUUUCAGGGUUUGAGCAGCUGGUCACACACUUCACCUACGCGGGAGCCUCUGUCACCGUCCCGCUGCUGGCGCAGGCGCUGCAGCGGCUCCAGCGGUUUGACGCCUUGCUCCUGCUCUGCGACCACUUCACACUCAGCCCCACGCCGGACUGCCAGCACUAGAGGACAGGGAGGGACGGAGGAAGCUGCAUGCACUCAUGUGAGGGAGGAUCUGGUGGCCUGCAGUCACAUAACCUCCCUGGUGUGCAUGGCAGGAGCACACAGAGGUGGUCUUUUCAUGGCGGAAUGGAAGGACACAACAGGGGCAUCUCUGCACAGGGGUUCCAGGAAGCACAGCUGUGCCUUUUCCCUGCUCCUGGGGGAGGGCUUACUCAGGCCCCUCCAGAGGCUGUUUUUCUCUGGCUGUGACACCCUUGCCUGUCAGUCACUAUGCUGCCUGUGCUGUGGUGCUCUGGCUCUGCAGCGAGCCCUCUCCUGCCCCACUGUUGCCACAGGGCUCCCUCAGCCAUGGGGCUCGGUCUUUGUGGGCAGUGUCCUCCUAUGGACCCAGCCAUCAUCUCCCUUCCAUUCCAGCUUUCCCAUCCUUCCUCUGGCCCAUGCUCUGCUUUCCUGGGUGCCAGUUGCCACUUUCUGUUUACUUUUCAGUUGCUUCUCUCCCUCUGUGUUGCAAUUUCCUUGGCAGAAGACCUGGCCAUGGCUGAUGUGCCAGGCUCCAGCCUUUGUCCCUCUGUGCUACCCUGGCACCUUCCUCUCAUGUUCAUUUGUGGUGCAGUGUAGCAUCCUGGCACAAGUUUCGGACAGGUUCCCAAGAUGAGCUGAUGUAAAUCCUCGUUGGGCUGUGGCUGUUGGCCAUGGGCAGGUGCAGGCUCACCCCAGCCUCGUGGCUGUUCCCUGCCCAUCACCUCCAAAGCUUCACAAACCGCCUGUGGUGGCACAGGGUGUCAGGGGCAGGGACACUGUGCCGUGGGUGGCAGCUGAGAGCUGAAGCUGUGACCGGUCACAAGCAGCAGUGACGUUCCUGUGCCAGCACAGCAGGAGCUCCUCCAGAAGCUCCUCCUCUUUUAAAAUAAUAUUUUUCUUUUUUUUUUCCUGCCUAAAAAUGGCCAGAUUUCUCAUUCCUGGGAGCUGCUGCUGGGAAGGGGGAGCACCCUUCUGCUUGGUAUUUCAUCCUGGGGGGAUUUGUCAUAACUUGCCACAGUCUUGCUGUCACCGCUCACCCUGAUUUCGGUGUUGUGCCUGAGCCUGGGGUCUGCAGGCAGCUGGGCUGUUCUCGGUCUGCCCUGGCCACUGGGGCUCUGCUGGUGGCCCUGGACAGGAGCUGCAGGACACGUUCCUGAGCGGGGCACAGCGCUGCGGGGGCGGCCAGGCACGCAGGCGGCGGCUCCUGCCGGGGUCACGGGCAGAGCAGCUGCCGGCGGGGCUGCGGCGGUGGCUCAGAGCCCAGCACCACUGACAGGGCUGAGGCUUCAGUCCCACUACGGGCCAUUCACUUAGAAGUUAGACUGCAUGAUCUUUGUGGUCUCUUCCAGCUCAGGAAGUGAGUGUGGUGUCACCCUAGCUGUCCCGAGACUCCCAGACAGCAUCACUGGGGCUCUGCCUCUGUUGCUUUGUUCCUCAUUGCCAUGGAGUGCCUUCUGCUGUCCUGCCUGUCACCGGGGUCUCAGGCCGGUGGUGUGGUGGUCACCAGCAAGUGGCACUGUUACCCCACUGCCUGCUGCCCCCACCCAGGCCCCUGGGCUGAGCCCACAGAAUUCUCCUUUAUCUGACCACAGUACCUGAAAGAAGGGGGUGCCCUUCCAGGAAGGCAGACCUCCCCCCCAACCCAGAUAAUAACAGCUGCUGGCAUUUCCUUUCCCUGUUUAAAGAUGCUGGGGUUUGAGCACGCCCAGAGUGUGCUCAGAUAAGUGAAGUCAUGGGCAGUUUGAGCUGGACCUGGCACUCCCCCUCACUGCUUGUUUCUUCCACAGUCAAGGUCAUUUUACUGCUCUUUGCUCCCCAAGACCCACAGCAUUGAACCUUGUUCCAUGUGGGGCCAGGAUUAGUCAGACUCUUGCUGCACAAUCGCUGUUAGGGAGCAGCCAGGAGUGUUGCUAUAGCACACACAGCCUGGGGCCAGGGAUUUCCUGUUUGAGGCUUUUCUGUGGCAGGGAGAGUGCUGGGUUUAAUCACCUCACAAAAUCCAAUAAAUAUUUAAUCCCUCUGUGGACAUAGUCACUUCCAGUGGGAGGAAAAUAACUUCACCCACUCCAUCUGACUAAGAGCCUCCCUGCAGCUCAGCUUGCUGGCCCUGGCUUUGAAGCUGGAACUGGGCUGGGUGGGUUGUCCUGUGUGUUCCCGUGUCGCCAGUGCCACCAGCGUGUGGUCACUUGGGACAGCCAGGCAGGAUGGCAGAGCCAGCCUGCUCCUGUCACAUGGCAGUGUCAGGAGCAAGAGGUGAGCAGGAAGGGCUGUUAAAUUAGAGCUGUGGACAGCAGGGACACAUCACAGGUGUGUGCUGCAAAUCUCUUCACAUGCUGGCCAGCUCCAUUGGUGUGCCAGGGUGGGACUCUGGGCCAAGCAAACAGAGUGAGGCUUUAGUUCAUUUGUUUGGAGAUUUUCCUCACUUUUAUAAAGAAAUCAACCCUUUCUCCUUCAUAGCCUUUAAGGUAAACUUAUAUUUCAAUUGUUUGAUAUCUGAGCAAUAUUGCAGUCAAAAUUUAACCCCUGACUUGAGGGUGCAGCGCUGUGCUGUGUGUGGGUCUGAGCCACGCCAUACAGGGUGUGUAGGAUGGUGUGUGCCAUGCCACAGCUCCUGCCCCUCAGGAGGCUGUGCCACAGGGUGUGCUGCCUCAGCACUGCUUGCCAGGGACUGGUUUUAGGUGUUUGAGCUGUUGUGGUUCCCCCACAGAGCCUGACGUGGGUGCAGGUCGCACUGGUGGCGCUCCAGCAGGGCUGGGCACUGCACAAGAGCAUUGCAGGACGUGGCUGUGAGGCUCCCCCAGCUCCCAGCCAAGGGCUGCUCCCCACUCUCACUGUGCUCGUGGCAGGCACCUUCCUUCAGCUGUGGUGACAAAGCCAGCUGUGUUUACAAGGGCCAAAAGUUCAACAGGUAGCCUUUAGCCCACCCUAAGACCCUUUGGCCAGGCUGCCUCCAGCCCAGCCAGAGCCCUCAGGGAACCAUGAGAGCCUUGAAAACCGGGAUAAUGCCAUGACUGGGGCAUCAGAGCCACGGUGAUCCCUGAGCAGGGAACUGCUUCAGUGGGGAACCAAUGGACUUGAUACUUGACUUUUACUUUUUAAUAGUAUUUUCAGCAUUACACAUGAAAUGUAAGGGAGGGAAAUUCCUGUAGUGCUGGAUCUCAUGCCACAGCCUCAGGAAGCCAUUUGUGCCAAGCUGGCAUGGCUCACAGAGAGGUGAAAGAAAUCAAAUAACUCUGCAUCUGUGCAAACUUGAGGUAGGACUGAACAGUGGAAACACUCCAGUGCAAUGGGGUUAUUUUUUUACAAGUGAUUGGUUUCCACACCACUCUUGCCUGGAAGUCUGAUUUGCAGAGGAAUUUGUAUGAUAAGUUUAAAUCCAGUCCUGUUCUGGGAAGCUCUUAAGCAUAGACUUAAAAUAGGCACAUACUUCACUGUUGUUAAAGUGUUUAUUCUGGUAAACAAUUGGUGAACAUCCCUCGGGUACUGUUCCUGAACAGGGGGCUCAUGAGAGCUGUCCCUCCAAUGUGCUUUUAACAGAAAUGGGCAAUACUGAAGAAACCUUGGUGUUACUGAUCUAGGCACACUUCUUGGAAGAGUCUGCAAGUUCUGGGGGGAGAUCCCAUCUCUGUGCUGGAUUAUUUAAUACUUCAGACUCUGGUGCUUUUCAGAAAAAAUAAUCACUACAUUUCUGUAGCCACAGUUUACCCAAGGGAAUACAUGUUGUUUUUUAUGGUAGAUGUUAUUUUUCUUUAAGGUUACGAAUAGGUUAUUUAUAUUUUUGUAAAUUCUGUGCUGUUACCAUUGGAAUUCUUCUGUAGCGUUGUUACUGUUGGGUUUGGGGUGUUGUUUGUGUUCAAAUCAAGCAGAAGUUGAAGCUCCUACCCCCUUUUAAUGGAAGGGGGUUGGUCCCUCACAUUCCUCCAGACCUGGUGCUCUUGAGUGAUGUGUGU
Molecule: messenger RNA, 5623 nt
Organism: Pseudopodoces humilis (Tibetan ground-tit)
Lineage: Eukaryota; Metazoa; Chordata; Aves; Passeriformes; Paridae
Gene: EDA2R
Product: ectodysplasin A2 receptor
Biological process (GO): tumor necrosis factor-mediated signaling pathway; positive regulation of canonical NF-kappaB signal transduction; positive regulation of JNK cascade
Cellular component (GO): plasma membrane
Molecular function (GO): tumor necrosis factor receptor activity; protein binding
Source: RefSeq, a predicted model, not a curated record